CAGAGACGUCAGAGUAUUUACCCGGAAAUAAGCGCCUGAUCAAGUAACUGCGGUCAAAGUAUAUCUAUUUUUUACCCAAUUUUAAGCGUUUUAUAUAAGUAAAAUGAAAAAUAGCGGUUCUAUCUGAUUGUUAAGUAACAAAUCAGAAUGUACAACGGACUCCUGCCGAAAGGUUUGACUGAAGAAGACCUGAGUUCAGAUGACGAGCAGGAUGACACGAAGGAUAAUGUCGAGGAGAAGAAGGAGGAGGAGGAAGAGGAGGAGGAGGAGGAGGAGGGCGACAGCUCUGCUAAAAAGUUGGGCUCUGCCGGGGAAAACAAAGACUCAGGGGCUGCUGCUGAUUUAGACAGUAUGCCUGGUAUAUCCCAGGAAAUGUGGCAAAAAUUUCAGCAUCUACAGAAGAAAAAUGCUGAAAUGAAGGCAAUGCCACUCAUCAGAAGACGAAAAAGAAGACGACCCAAAAAAGCAGGAACAAAGAGUGAGGAACCUACAGACACAAGCAGUAAGCUUCAGGAAGAGCGGGAGAAGCACUGGGAUGAGCUUAAGCAGUAUUUUGGUGUAAAUGAUCGAUUUCAUCCACCCCCAUGUUCUGAACCCCCUCCAAAGUCCGGCCUAGAAAAGAGCACAGAGAGGGCCAUAGCUGAAGGGGACACUGCAAAGGCGGAGGAGAUGAGCGACAGACUCGCCACUCGAGAGUUGGCUGUGAAGAUUGCUCAAGCUGCUGAUUGCCGAGACUUUGUGCGGCGCAAACAGGAAGAGGAAGCAUUGAGGGCAGCGCAGAAAAGGAAGAAUGAAAUCGCCUGGGGGUUUGAGGCAAAGAAACGUUGGGAAACCAAAAGCAACAUGGGCUUCAUGUGAAUAACUGUGAGAAGAAGGACUGUGUUUUUGUGUGUAUGCGGGGGGUUGUGUGGAAGUGUGUUAAGUUAAUUUGCUGAAAACAGUGUUUUUUAUUUUUAUUCUCUUUGUAUAUUAAAAAAUAAAUACAACAACAAAGUGUGAGUGUGAAAAGGUCAUACAGAUGGCUGUGGGAAAAAAAACAAUCCAAAGAGUACAGAGAGGGCAUUCAAAUAAUUCCUAUGGUGUCCAUUGGUGUCUGUAUUGUGUCAUUUUUCAUUACAUUUCACUGAUUUGAGCAUUCUGGCCCUUUUUUCCCCCCAUCAAAUUAAAUCUGGUGAACAUUACUGGAUGAUUUGUUUAUUUAUUGCUGUAAAGUGGGUUAAUCAUGAAGGCGUUCUUUUCUUCUUCCAAGGAAGAGAAAGGAAAGAUUAGGGCCCUAAUGCAAUGUACAGGAUAAUGUGUGAUAGGAUUUGGGAGUAGAAAAUGAAAUGUGGCUGUUGUAAACAGCUGUGAGCAGUUGUAAACUGGAAGUUGAGUAAAUGAUUUUGGGGAGGGGGUAAGACAUGAAAUGGAAGCUUUGCUGUUGGCCCUCACCCAUGCUGGGAGACAUGCUAUUGUAUCUCAGCCCGAACAAGAGGCACGCGCUGUUUCUCAAGGCCUACAAUUGGCGCUCUUUGUGUGAUGAGCUCUCAUCUAUAUCUGUAAACUUGUCUUAAACCGUCCAAUCCUCUCGCUCUUACUUUGAUCUUUUUGGAUCUGCAGCACAUUGCCUCUGCAACGAGUCAAGCCUCGGAAAUGCAUGUUGCAGAAAGUGUUAAUUGCAAACAGCAUGCAAAAAAAAAGACUGAUAAUGACUUUUAUUCAUAAUGCUUGCUUAUACAUUUUUAUCAACCAUACAAAUGAUUGCUUUGCUUCAAGGUAAUGAGAAAUAAAAUUAAUCCACCUAG
Labrus mixtus (cuckoo wrasse) is the source of this 1784-nucleotide messenger RNA. It is a transcript of the gene fam204a, whose product is annotated as family with sequence similarity 204 member A. The transcript has 7 exons. Bases 148 to 858 code for a protein of 236 amino acids. The record is from RefSeq and is a predicted model, not a curated record. Lineage: Eukaryota; Metazoa; Chordata; Actinopteri; Labriformes; Labridae.